AUGUUUUCCGUCACAAAUCUUUAUCCUGAUCCGAGACAUCCCGGAAGACAAUCGAGAUCCUUUCCCACCAUAUCGAAGCCCAAUUUGGUUGAAUUUUUCAGCGUUACCGAGGAGAGGAAGUAUGAUGCAUCUGCAACACAACUUAAGUACCUUACAUUACCACCGAUGCCGAGAUCAGACCUACAUCUUGAUCUCAAUGAAGGAUUCGAAAUAUGCCGACCAAAACCAGACAGUGCAAAAACCGAGGGAAUUGACAUGCUUUUGAAUAACAUACGACAAAGCGAUCCUCGAAAGAUGUGGACUGUUAACGAGGAAGGACAAGCACGGCUUAAGCACGAUUUCGUUUGCUUUCGGGGUUUACUACGGAUGAUUUCCUGCACGCCGUAUGAUUGGAAAACGCCAUGGAUCGUGCAGGCAAUCCGCUACGGCGGAACCAUAUAUCUUUGCGAGCGCGCUACGCCGGAGAAGCAGGAAGCGGAAAGGAAUGAAACCGAACAACAAAAGCGCUUUUGCUAUUAUGGAUUCAAGUUCGAGCAACACAUUCUAACGGAGAAGCCUGGCAGCACGCCCGACACGUCGGCACCGGUAGUGCUUGCCGAGGAAUUCUGCGCCAUGUUCGACACGACGCUCGUCGGAAGUCGGCUCCUGUACGGGGCUGAAAUGGAUGGGAUUGUCGCGAAAAAGCAGUUAGAUCGCGAAGGAUUGACUGUGGACGAACUACGAAAGUUCGAAUUUGUGGAGGUGAAGGUAAAGCGAAGAGAAACGAACCAGCGGCAGGUGGACAAUUUCUAUAGGUUUAAGACGAAAAAUUGGUGGUGCCAGAGUUUCCUCGUAAACAUCGAGAGAUUAGUUGUUGGGCUGCGAGACGAUCAUGGAAUAGUACACGAAAUCGAGGAAAUGAAGCUAAGUGACAUCCAGCGAAAUUCCCGCCCGUACUGGUCGCCGGCGGUUUGUAUGAAUUUUUGUGCUGAUUUCCUCGCGGAGGUGUCACGCGUACUUGGAAAGGAGGACAACUCUCAGAGAGUGUAUCAAUUUGAAUACGAUUCUAAAGCAAAUAAGUGUGUACGUUAUCGUACGUUGGAAGUGGGACAUCCCGACGCCUUCCUCCCAGAGUGGUAUACAAGUUAUGUGGAAGAAAGGCGGCGAAAUAAAUGA
This is a messenger RNA of Anopheles nili, 1155 nucleotides long. Its product is annotated as decapping nuclease DXO homolog. The transcript has a single exon. Gene Ontology annotation, biological process: NAD-cap decapping; nuclear-transcribed mRNA catabolic process. Gene Ontology annotation, molecular function: mRNA 5'-diphosphatase activity. Gene Ontology annotation, cellular component: cytosol; nucleus. The record is from RefSeq and is a predicted model, not a curated record. Lineage: Eukaryota; Metazoa; Arthropoda; Insecta; Diptera; Culicidae. The coding region runs from base 1 to 1155 and encodes 384 amino acids.